Molecule: messenger RNA, 1848 nt
Organism: Anguilla anguilla (European eel)
Lineage: Eukaryota; Metazoa; Chordata; Actinopteri; Anguilliformes; Anguillidae
Product: sphingosine kinase 1
Exons: 5
Coding region: 144-1805 (553 amino acids)
Biological process (GO): negative regulation of apoptotic process; sphingosine biosynthetic process; cellular response to growth factor stimulus
Cellular component (GO): intracellular membrane-bounded organelle; membrane; cytoplasm
Source: RefSeq, a predicted model, not a curated record
ACUGUCAGACAGACAGACGCAGUCUCUCAGUCUCUCGAACACCUGUCCGGCGUGUAUGUGUGAGUGCGUGUUUCACUAUCUUCCCCACGUCGAUCUGCGGAUCGCGUCCCCUUAUCCUUCCCUCCCUCACCUUUCCGGGCAAGAUGGAUCAAAAGAAAGCAGAACCGGGGUCAUCCCACCGCAAUGGGAUCAACCGGGUUAUGCUGUACGGAGAAUUCACGGCCACCGACAACAGAAAGGUCAGGUAUACUCUCUGUUUGACGGAGCUUGACCUGACUGUUCAAAAGAUCACAUCGGCACCUGCGGGAUGGAGCAAGGUGGUCUUCAACUUGAGAGACUGUAUAGGUUGCCAAGCCUUCAAGGGAGAUGAUAGCACAGACGUUGGAGCUUAUUUUUCCGCUUAUUUUUACCCUUUUAAGAAAAGAUGGAUGAGUUCCGGGGUGGCCCGUCAGAGGGUUGAGCAGUGUUUUCGUGUAGCAUUGGUACAGGACCCCCUUGCGAACCUCGAGGAGGCGAAGCGAUGGGCUCGCGCUAUCAACGAAUAUUCUGCCCAUCAGCGACCACACAGAGAGGGAGUGUUGUUCAGCCAGGUACGGCAGCCCGGAAGGCUCAUGGUUCUCCUGAACCCUCAGAGCGGGAAGGGCCAGGCCCUGAGCCUCUACACGGGACACGUCCAGCGCAUGCUCGCCGAGGCCGGCGUCCCCCACACGCUGGUCAUCACCGAGCGGCAGAACCACGCCCGGGAGCUGGUGAGGGAGGCUGACCUGUCGCAGUGGGACGCCCUGGUCAUCAUGUCUGGGGACGGGCUGCUGUUUGAGGUGGUGAACGGGCUGAUGGAGAGAGAAGACUGGGAGACCGCCAUUCAGACUCCCCUGGGGAUCCUUCCGGGGGGUUCUGGGAACGCGCUGGCUGCCUCCAUCCACCACUACUCCGGGUCUCAGCCGGUGUUGAGCGAGGAGCUGCUGCUGAGCUGCGGCUUCCUGCUGUGUAAGGGCCUGGUGUCCCGGAUGGACCUGGUGUCCGUCACCACCGCCUCCAGCCAGCGGCUCUUCUCCUUCCUGUCGCUGGCCUGGGGCUUCGUGGCGGACGUGGACAUCGAGAGCGAGAAGUACCGGUGCGUGGGCGCGGCGCGCUUCACCAUGGGCACGCUGGUCCGGCUGGCCUCCAUGCGCGUGUACCAGGGCAGGCUGGCCUACCUGCCCGCCGAGGAGCCCGCCACCCCCCCGCCGGAGGAGGUGUCCCCGCCCCUCCCUCCCCCCUCCGCCCUCUGCGCCUCCCUGCUCUGCCCGCCCUCCAAGGCCCCCUCCAACCAGAACACCUUCCACAACUCCUGCAACUCCAACAACGCCCUCAAAGCCAGGAGGGGGGACGGCCCCCCCCGCCCCGCCGCGGCGACCCCCAGGGGCCCCCCCGACUCGCUCCUGGUGCCCCUGGAGCAGCCCGUGCCCGGCGACUGGACGGUGGUGGAGGAGCAGGAGUUCAUGCUGGUGCUGGCCAUGUACCAGUCGCACCUGGGGGAGGGCAUGAUGGCCGCGCCCGGCUCCUGCCUGCAGGACGGCCUCAUCCACCUGCUCUACGUCAGGGCGGGCAUCUCCCGCCCCGCGCUGCUGCGCCUCUUCCUGGCCAUGGAGAAGGGGGCGCACGUGGCGAACGGCUGCCCCCACCUGGUGUACGCCAGGGCGCGGGCGCUGCGCCUGGAGCCCCUCUCCCCGAAGGGCGUGAUCACGGUGGACGGGGAGUCGGUGGAGUACGGGCCCGUUCAGGCCCAGGUGCACAGCGGGCUGGCCCGGCUCAUCUGCGGCUGAGGACCGCACACACGCACACACACACACACACACACACACGCAC